ACGAACGCGUUACAUUUGAAACAUUUGUCCCAAUUUACCAAACUUUGGCAAAGGAACAAAAGGAAAUCAAUCCCGAGGAGUUUAUAGAAGGAUUCCGCGUUUUUGAUAAAGAAUCUAAUGGACACAUUAGUGCGGCUGAAUUACGUCAUUUACUCACUGCUUUGGGUGAGCGCUUAGACGAACAUCAAGUAGACCAACUUCUGGCGGGAAUGGAAAACAGUCAAGGUUUGGUACCUUAUGAAGGUAAGCACAGUCAUCCGAUGUCGUUUUCUUUGCUUUUGUCAACUAAAAUCUACUUAGUUGGCCAAAUGAUGAUGUGCAUUUGUAGUAUUCAUGUUAGUUAA
Echinostoma caproni is the source of this 344-nucleotide messenger RNA. The record is from the annotation of a GenBank genome assembly. NCBI's taxonomy places the organism in Eukaryota, Metazoa, Platyhelminthes, Trematoda, Plagiorchiida, Echinostomatidae.